This is a messenger RNA of Eimeria mitis, 1980 nucleotides long. Its product is annotated as porphobilinogen deaminase, putative. NCBI's taxonomy places the organism in Eukaryota, Apicomplexa, Conoidasida, Eucoccidiorida, Eimeriidae. Gene Ontology annotation, cellular component: cytoplasm. Gene Ontology annotation, biological process: heme biosynthetic process. Bases 1 to 1980 code for a protein of 659 amino acids. The transcript has a single exon. Gene Ontology annotation, molecular function: hydroxymethylbilane synthase activity. The record is from RefSeq and is a predicted model, not a curated record.
AUGCUGCUGCUGCUGCAGCAGCAGCUGCUGCUGCUGUUGCUGCUGCUGCAGCUGCUGCUGCUGCAGCUGAGCGCAUGCAGCGGGAAGCAUAUUUACGGGCCCCCCUUGGGGUUUGUUGGGGGCCCUCUUAUCAGCAGCAGCAGCAGCAGCAGCAGCAGCAGCAGCAGCAGCAGCAGCAGCAGCAGAUAUCUCCGCGUCCCUCCCCACCCCAUCCUCAACCCCCUCUCCCCCCCACCACCAAGAGCAGCAGCAGCAGCAGCAGCAGCAGCAGCAGCUGCAGCAAGAACAACAUCAGCAGCAAUAGAAGCAGCAGAAAGACAGCAGCCGCUGCUGCGGGUAGGCAGCAGAUGGUCCCCGCUAGCCCUCGUACAAACAAAGCAGCUGCUGCAGCAGCUGGCGUUUGCUGCUGCUGAUAGAUAUCCUGCUGCAGCUGCUGCAUUCAUAGAAGAGCAGCAGCAGCAGCAGCAGCAGCAGCAGCAGGAGUUGCUGCUGCAGCAGCAGCAACGAGAGCAGCAAGGAGACAGAUGUAGUAUACUACUAUCAACAGCAGCAGCAGGAGCUCUAUCUGCUGCUGCUGCUGCUGCACUGCAGCAGCGGCUGCGCUACGGGGAGAUAGAGAUAAUACCCUACCAGACAGCAGCAGACAAGCAGCAGCAGCAGCAGCUGCUGCUGCUGGGGGGUAAGGGUUUAUUCAGUAAGGAGUUAGAUGCUGCGCUGCUGCAGCAGCAUAUACAUGUUGCUGUUCAUUCACUCAAAGACAUCAGCACUCUGCUGCUGCCGCGCAUGCAUCUUGCUGCUGUGCUGCAGCGGGAAGCAGCAGCAGAUAUGCUGCUCUUUCCAGCAGCAAAAAUACACAAAAUACAACCACUCCUUGAUGCUGUUGCUGCUGCUGCUGCUGCUGCUGCUGCUCCUGCUCCUGCUGCUGCUGCUGCUGCAGAUGGGGAUGGGGUGCAUGCAUGCAGCACGGGGAGAUAUAUCACCGUCACAGAAACCAAACGCAGCAGCAGCAGCAGCAACAGCAGCAGCAGCAGCAGCAGCAGCAGCAGCAGUGAUGAUGAGAUUGUGGUUGGUAGCUCUUCGCUUAGGCGGCAGGCUUUGCUGCAGUACAUUGCGGGCGGCACCCCAGCAGCAGCAGCAGCACCAGCAGCACCAGCAGCAGCAGCAGCAGCAGCAGCAGCAACAGCAGCAGCAGCAGCAGCAAAGGUGCGCUGCGUGCUGCUGCGUGGUAACGUACAGACAAGACUGAGGAAGCUGCGAGAGGGAGCAGCAGACGCCACGCUGCUUGCUGCUGCUGGGCUGCGUCGUCUCUCUCUGCUGCUGCAGCAGCAGCAGCAGCAGCAGCAGCAGCAGCAGCGGGCCCAACCAGCAGCAGCAGCAGCAGCAGCAGCAGCAGCAGGGUUGAGAGUGAUGCGGCUAGCUAGCCCAUAUGAAGACAUUGCUGCUGUUUCUUUGCCUGUCUGCUGCUUCGUUCCUGCUGCAGCACAAGGUAUUGUUGCUGCUGUUUGUCUUGCUGCUGACAGCAGCACGAGAGAGCUGCUGCAGCAGAUCAACGAUCCAGCAGCAGCAACUGCAGCAGCAGCAGAAAGAGCAUUCCUGCAGCAGCUAGAAGGAAGCUGCAGGACCCCUCUCGGCGCCAUCGCUCUGCUGCAGCAGCAGCAGCAGCAGCAGCAGCAGCAGCAACAGCAACAGCAGCAGCAGCAGCAGCAGAAGCAACAGCAGCAGCAGCAGCAGCAGAAGCAACAGCAGCAGCAGCAGCAGCAGCAGCAGCAGCAGGGGCUGGAGUUUCGGGGUUUUGUGGGUACACCUGACGGGAGCCACAUGUUUCAUGUUGCUGCUGCUGCUGCUGCUGUGCAUACACCCCAAGAAGCAGCAGAACUAGGAGCAGCAGCAGCAGCAAAAAUAAAAACAGCAGCAGGAGACAAAUUUAUUAGUGGUGUCAUUGAGAAAGUGCAACAGGGAUGGGGCGCAAUUAAACCCUAA